Molecule: messenger RNA, 3454 nt
Organism: Trifolium pratense (red clover)
Lineage: Eukaryota; Viridiplantae; Streptophyta; Magnoliopsida; Fabales; Fabaceae
Product: disease resistance protein RPM1-like
Exons: 2
Coding region: 454-3135 (893 amino acids)
Biological process (GO): defense response to other organism
Molecular function (GO): ADP binding
Source: RefSeq, a predicted model, not a curated record
GGUGUUUAGUUGGAUAUAAUAGUAUCUUAAAUAAAACUAACUUUGAAGUUUUUCCUAAUGGCGCUAUCGGUUGUCUUUCGAGAAGCGUCUCGUGAACUUAGCUCAAAGUUGACAGAAACAUUACAUUAGAUAUGUAGGGGUCGAAGUUCGAAUCCCGGUCAUCUCACUUAUCAAUUUUAAGGGUAAAAUUUCAUAAUUCUGAAGUGUUUAUUUGAGUAAUACUCUCAUUCACUUUUUAGAUACACUGAAAUAUUGAUGUAUCUAGUCUAUAAUAUAGUCUAGAUACUUUAAUAUUUCGAUAUCCAAAAAAAGUAAACUUCUUUUCUUAAAUAUCCUAUCACACCGUUGGACUUUAUGCUAUAUAAAUCUUGAAGGAAAAAUAUCUUUUCAUUCACAACUCAUCUCACUCAUAAUAUUAUAACAAAUCAAAGAUACAUUAAAGUGUGUGACAAAAUGUGUGAUAUUUUGCAAGCAGCCAACAUGCUUAGGAGUGUACCAAAAGAAAUUGCAGAAAUGAAAAAUGAACUUGAAAACAUUGAAGAAUUCAUCAACAAAGCAGAUAGAAUGGCUGAUGAUGUUGAAGAUGAGAACACAAGUCAAGGAAUCAAAGCAAGGAUCAAACAGCUCAUAGAAGCAUCUUUUGAUAUACAAGAUGUCAUUGAUGAAUAUAUGAUCUAUGAGGAAAAACCUCAUGGAUGUGCUGGUGGUGCUAACUUGGCCAAAACUAUGAUUCUUCGUCACCGAAUAGCCAACAAGAUUCGGAACAUUAAAUCCCGAAUUAGUGAAAUGAAUGAUGCAAGGGGAAUGGAUCAUAUCUUCCAUAUCCAAUCAACUUUGGAACAAGGGUCAAAUAGUUCUGCAAUAAGCUUAAACGCCGAAUUAUUGCAGAACCUUCGAAAGGCUCCAUUUUACAUGGAUGAAGCUGAUAUUGUAGGCUUUGAAAUGCCUAGAGACAUGUUGAUUGAUUGGUUGGUAGAGGGAAGAGCAGAGCGCACAAUCGUCUCCGUUGUUGGAAUGGGAGGACAAGGAAAAACAACUCUAGCCAAGAAAGUUUUUGACAACAACAAGAUUGUUAAACACUUUGAUUGUCAUGUAUGGAUCAAAGUGUCUCAAUCAUACAAUAUAGAAGGAUUGUUGAGGAGCAUGUUGCACAAGUUUUACGAACAACAAGGAGCCAAUCCUCCACCGAAUAUUCAUCAAAUGAAUCGAGCGGUUUUAGUUGAUGAAGUGAGAAAAUACUUGAAGAAAAAAAGGUAUGUUGUUGUUUUCGACGAUGUAUGGAACUUGCGAUUUUGGGAUGAUAUCGAAUUUGCUAUGAUUGAUAACAAAAUGGGUUGUAAGAUAUUAAUCACAACAAGGGAUAUAAAUGUUUUGAAUGCAUGUAAGAAAUCUGCUUUUGUUGAAGUGUAUGAACUGAAAUCUUUAACUGAAGAACAAUCUCUCGAGUUGUUCAAUAAGAAGGCAUUUCAUGACUUGAACGGACGUUGUCCGGAAAAUCUUAUUGAUAUAUCUUCCAAAAUUGUUGAAAAAUGUAAUGGGUUACCACUAGCAAUUGUAGUCAUUGGUGGUAUUUUAUCUUGCAAAGAUAGAAAUACAUUAGAAUGGUCUAAUUUUAGUGAAAAUCUAAAUUCAGAAUUAAAGGAAGAUUCCCUGAUAAAAAAAAUUGUAUGUCUUAGUUACCAUGAUUUGUCUUACAAUCUCAAGUCAUGUUUGUUGUAUUUUGGAUUAUAUCCCGAAGGCUGUAUAGUUCCUUCAAAGAUAUUGAUACGACAAUGGAUGGCUGAAAGGUUCGUGAAAGACGAUAUGGAAGAAACUUUUGAAGAGGUUGCAAAAGGAUAUUUAACAGAAUUGAUCAAUAGAAGUUUGGUGCAAGUAGUUUCAAUCAGUAUUGAUGGAAGAGCAAAAAGUUGUUGUGUUCAUGAUCUGGUCCAUGCAACGAUCCUCGAAAAAUGUGAGGAUUUAAGUUUUUGCAAGAAUAUUGAUGAGGAUGACCAAUCAUCUUUAAAUGGAAUGGUUCGACGUCUAUCAAUAGCAAUCAAAUCUGAUAAUUUAAUGGAAAAUAUUGAAAACUCACAAGUUCGGUCACUUCUUGUCAAAACAUUAAAUGAAGCCUUUGUAAGAAGAAUCCCUACAAAAUACAGGCGGUUGAGCGUGCUUGAUUUGGAGCAUGUUGGAUUGCGCGAUGUUCCUAAAGAUUUAGGAUGUUUGAGCCACUUAAAGUAUUUUAGGUUCAGGGAGAACUUUCGAGGUGACCGAUGUGUACUUCCAAAAGCCAUUGGCAUGCUUGAGAACCUAGAAACCUUGGACUUAACACGUACAAGUUUCCAUGCUAUGCCAAAGGAGAUAUGCAAGCUUAGAAAGCUUCGCCAUUUUCUAGGCUACAAUAUGUCUUUGAUUCAAUUGAAGGAUGGUAUUGGAGGUAUGACAUCCCUACAAACUCUACGCGAUGUUUAUUUAGAUGGUGGAGUGAAUGAAGUAGUAAAGCUAAUCCAAGAGCUAGGAAAGCUAAAGCAGCUAAAGGAAUUGGUCUUGAUUGGUGUUAGGAGUACAUACAUGAGUGCUAUAUCUUCCUCAAUCAAUGAGAUGCAACAAAUGGAGAAACUACAUAUUCGCGCAAAUGGAUAUAACAUGGUCAUUGAUAUGGAUUUGAGUUCACCCCCUCCUAUGCUUCGACAUCUUACUCUUGAAGGGAAGUUAGAGAUGUUGCCUGAGUGGAUUCCAAAACUUCAAAAUCUUGUUAAGUUGAAACUUAAAUAUUCUGAACUAACAGAUGAUAAAAUGGAAUUACUGAAAAGCAUGCCAAACUUGUUGUCCCUUUCUCUUAGGGAAAAUGCUUAUGAAGCCGAAACCUUACAUUUUCAACAUGGAUGGUUUGAGAAUUUGAAGCACCUAUAUCUUGAAGAUUUGGAAAACUUGAAUUACAUCAUUAUUGAUGAAGGCGCAUUGUGUUCUCUAAAAAAGUUACAAUUAACCUUCAUCCGCCAUCUCAAGACAUUACCAACCGGCAUUCAACACUUAAAAAAGCUUGAAGUUCUCAACAUCAAACAAAUGAGCCACUUAUUUAGUGAAGCCUUUUUCUUCGAUGAAGGAAAAGCGCAUUGGAGCUUCAAGCAUGUGCCCGUCGUAGAUAUUUAAACUCAUCAAUCGGGAUGGCAAAUACAUUGGAGGAUCAACGAAAGGUGAUGGCCUUCGAUCAAUGUGAUCAUGGAGAUUCAAAUUUCUCGUGGACUACUCACGUUCCUCAAUAAAAAUAAGUGUAGUUUUUUUUUUGGUUAUAGUGUAGGUUUUUAUCGAUAAUUAUAAUGUAUAUAUGUUAUAUACCAUGAUAAUUGAGUUGUUUCUUAUGUAUCGUGUAUGCAAUAUAUCUUGUGAGAGCUUUUGUAAUUUCAAUUUGUAAGACAUCAUCUUCAUUAUUAUUUAUUAAUUGCAUCACUAUGAGUUAGUGAAAUCUCAA